GUUUUCUCUGUGUUUUAAUAUCGACCAAUAUCGACUGUACGGGCAGGAGUCCGCAGGAGUCGUGGAAUGACCGUCAUUGUGGUCCUGUGUUUGUACAUUUCACAAAUUAGUGGGGAGAGUGAAUAGUAAUUAAACGUGAUGACGUCAUUUCCAGGCGUGGUAAAGAUGGCUGUUUCCUUCCGCUAAUAGGAGAGAACGAAAUACAGUGAAUUCACAGUUAUUGUUAAUUAGCCAGUGUUUAUUUAUCAAUGGCGAAAGAUGACAACAAUAAAUUGUACAUUAACGUGACUGUGUGUAUGUCUCGUGAUAUUCCUUCCCAAGAAAGAGGGUGAAAAUGGUGCUUUGUGAUUUCACGUUUCCACCUUUUGAAGGUUGAAGCUGUUGGUUGAAUAUGUUCUUUCCCUAUUGAAAUUUAUCGGAUGUUGUAAAUGUGAAGUGAACUGUAGAAUCACCCCUUUUCUUUUUCUGUGGGGUGUAUGUGUGUGUGGGUGAAGUGUACUGAAAUAUGAACUUCAAAGAAACUUUUUGAAGCUAAAUACAGAAGUUAUUUUAAUCCAUAUUGGUGGACAUACAAGAAAUUAUUUAAUAAUUGCAAAAAUCAGAAAGCCAAGAUGUCGUUCUUCACAAAAUUGCAGAAAGUACUUCAUAUAGGAGGAGGAAAUGAAGCUAAAAAGAAGAAGUUAUUUAAUAACAUCAAAAUGGAUUGUGAUCCUGCAGAGUUUUGGGAAAUGGUUGGAGAGUUAGGGGAUGGUGCAUUUGGCAAAGUGUAUAAGGCCCAAAGCCGAGCUGAUACAUCAAGAUAUGCAGCUGCAAAAAUGUGUGCUUUGGAAGGAGAAGAUGACUUAUCUGAUUUUAUGAUAGAAAUUGAUAUUCUAUCAGACUGUAAACAUCCAAAUGUUGUAGAUUUACAUGAGGCAUUUUUCUUUGAAGGAAAACUUUGGAUGUUAAUUGAAUACUGUGAUGGCGGUGCUUUGGAUUCAAUUAUGGUGGAGUUAGAAAAACCUUUAACAGAGCCUCAAAUUGCCUAUGUUUGUCAGCAGAUGUGUCUAGGAUUAGAAUUCUUGCAUCAAACUGAUUUUGGAGUGUCUGCCAAAAAUAAAUAUACUCUUCAGAAACAUGAUACGUUUAUUGGAACGCCAUAUUGGAUGGCCCCAGAGGUAGUAUUAUGUGAGACGUUUCGGGACAAUCCUUACGAUUUCAAGGUAGACAUCUGGUCUUUGGGAAUUACUCUUAUAGAAUUUGCUCAAAUGGAACCACCCAAUCAUGAAAUGUCUCCUAUGCGUGUCCUCCUUAAAAUUCAAAAAUCAGAUCCACCAAAACUGGAUCAACCUUCCAAAUGGUCAAAGGACUUUAAUGAUUUCAUUGCUAAAUGUCUUACUAAAGACCCUAGUCAAAGGCCUACUGCUGAUGACCUGAUUAAGCAUCAAUUUAUAAACUGUACUUUGGAUGCCAAACCUAUUAGGGAUUUAUUAUUAGAAUACAAAGCUGAAGUGGUGGAAGAAGAACUUGUAGAUGAAGAUGCUGAGCGGGGUAGGAAACAGAAAAAACACAGAGAACAAUACCAGCGCAUUGUGCCUGACAUGGGGACAACAGAAAAGGAUGCCGAUGGGCUGAAGAGAGAAGCUGAAAAAUCUGAAGAGGAGGUUGAGAGGAAGAAAUUGCGAAAAGAGGAUGAAGGCAAAAAGUUGAAGGAAAAAGACGAAACAGUUGGUGGUGAUGCUGAGAAGAAAGCAGCUUCGAAAAAGAUAUCUGAAGGGCAGGAGAGGAGGGUCUCUCGGGACAAAGGUCCUGCACCUCCCCCUCCAGUUCUGCCUGUCAAGAUAACUGAGACUCCUGCUACUCCUCCUGCAUCACCUACUACAGUACUGCCCAGUGUGCCAGCAGCAGUUCUUCCGGGUGUGCCUCAACAACCUCCUGUGACCCCACCAGCUUCUGCAACUGCUUCGGUGCCUUCUAGCACCCCAUCAAGCAUAGCCAUCGGUCACCAGGAGGUAGAAGAAUUGCCUCAGAUCAGUGUACCACCUCCUGUGUUACCACCUGGGCAACUUCUUAUAUCAGAAAUCAGUGGUGUGACACAAGAUGAAACAGAAGACGCUGAUGAAGUGAAUUCAGCCUCUCAACCUGAAUCUCUAGCCAACAGGCGAGAUGAAAAUGCAACCCAAACUCUUUUUAUGCCCAAGACAUCCGUCCAGCAUCACCAAAGUGAAAACUUUAAUCAAAAUAAUGUAAGCAUCCACUCCUCAAGUCAGGAGUCUUCACCGCACUUAUCAAUGACAGUGUCUAGUGACAAUGCAGAAUCGAAAGACAAGAAAGCAGUUCCAAUCCGUCCCAGCCUCAGCAGGGAUUCCUCUAGGGAAGAAGUGAUUGACCAGGAUGACCUUAGUGCAAGCAAAGAAAAUUGUAAAACCAAUAUUUCCCUUAAAACCAUUUCAGAUCCCAAUACUGAAGACAAAAUAGCAAGCUCGCAUACUAGUGGAGAUGUCAUCACAGUAUCAGGAUCUAAGCAAAUCAAGGAACCUUCAUCAGAACAUAAGUUAAAUAAAUCCAUGGUAACUAUUACGUCUGACUUGCGGGAGGAUUUGAGUAUUGCUUCAGGAAAUGUGACUCAGGUGACUGUUGUUACAACACAUCCUCCCGUCAUUCUCCCUCCAAUAGAUAGUUCAACACCCAUUAAAACGCCUGGAGUUGCCUCUAAAAUACCUUUGCUAGAGAAGAGUGGGGAAGUUGUAAUUGUGGCGAAUGAAAUGAAUAAGACUCAAAUUAAUGAGUCUUCCACUGAUGAUGACAGUUAUCCUCUAAUGGAUUCUCUGGAAUACCAUAAUACCGGUAUUGACCAUUCAGUUGGCAGAUUGUGUGAUAAAACAGCUUUGAAAGCACAGAAACUAGAUGAAAGUGAAGUUCUGAUUGUAAGUCCUAGCAUAGUUGAUGAAAGAGAUCGAGCAGCACCUGAUUAUGAUGAAUUUGUUGAUACUAAACGGCUUAAAGAUACCAGUCAUGUCUCUGUAGUAACUGUGGGUGAAGAUGAAGAAGAAGUAAAAGACUCUGCUUCUUCUAAAGUGGUAGACGAAGGGGCUGGUGGAGAUAGCAGAGAUAUUCAACCUGGAAAUCAUGUUAAGGGAUCACAGAGUGAUGUCUCAAAUUUGUCUCUGGGAAGAAGCAGUAAAAGUGAUUCUGGGCCUGAAGAUGAUUUGGUGCGAACAUCUAUAAUGGUCGAAGGAGCUGGUGAUUCUUCCAAGAAAGACUCUGUGCCCAAUAAAAAACAGAAUGGAGAAGCAGUGAGAGCUAGACAUGAUUCUGGGGAGGAGGUUUUUAUUGUUGUCAACAGUUCCACAAAUGUGCAAAGAAGUGAUGCUGUUUUACCCAGUGAUUCUGAUUCUAGUGGGGGAAGUACUGGUUUGGAGACACCCCCUCCCAGUGGAAAGAAAGUCAUUGAUAGGUCUGAUGCUGAAAGUGUGUCUACAACUAUUAGUCAGGACAGUAGAGAAAGUAACAAAGAAAAUCAACCGGCUCAAGAUUCUCAUCCAUCUGAAGAUGAAGUUGUCCUGAGGCGAAAGCCAGAUUAUAAUAAGCAGGAGGGUGGCCGAACGGGACGUACCAAGGAAGAUUUGCAGAUCAUGCAUUUGAAAAAGAAAACUCGUAAGAGAACUCGCAAAUUUGAAAUCGAUGGUGUUGUUGUGACCACUACCACCAGCAAAGUUAUUUACGGAGAUGAUGAAAAUGGAAAAGUGUAUGAUGAUCAUAUAUUCAGGAAACAAGAAUUGAGAGAACUGAAGAUGCUGCAAAAACAAGAACAGAAACAAUUCCAAGAUUUAUCUUUCAAAGCUAAUUUUGCAAAAGACCAACAGGACAAAAGGUUUGAUCAAGAAAAAAUCGUUCUGCUUCGAACGUACGAACAAGAUAUGGAUACAAUGGUUCGUCAGCAAAGACAACAGGUGGAACGUGCCGAAACCCAACAGGAAGCUGAUUUACGUGUAUCAUCCAAGAAAAUACGUGCUGAGCAGGAACGUGAAUUAAAACAGUUUCGUGAAGGCUUGAAACAAGAACUGCGUCUUUUGAAACAAGAAGUAGAUCUUAUGCCUAAAGAUAAGAGAAAGACAGCAUUUAGAGUUAAAAAGGAAAAGUUGGAGGCUGAACAUGAAGAAAGGGAGAAAUUGUUUUUAGAAAAGCUGAAUGAAAACCACGAAUCUUCUCUACGUCGCCUCAAUGAUACCCACAGGGAGAAAAUAGCAUUAAUGGAGCGACAGUUCUUGCAACAGAAGCAACAACUUAUGCGAUCUCGUGAAGCUGCCCUCUGGGAACUUGAAGAAAGACAAAUACAUGAAAAACAACAGUUAGCCAAAAGGCAACUGAAAGAUAUCUUCUUUUUACAGCGGCAUCAAAUGCUUAUUCGACAUGACAAAGAGUUGGAGCAAAUGAAACGAAUGAAUCAGCGCAAGGAAGAGGAGUUAUUAAAACGCCAGGCUGUUGAGAAACGUGCUCUCCCCAAACGGAUCAGAACAGAAAUGAAAGCACGGGAAAUGAUGUUUAGAGAAUCAAUGCGAAUCAGCUUAUCCUCAACACCAGAUCCUGAAGAGGAAAGGGAUCGACUUAAAAAGGAAAAUGAAAAGAAAAGAUACAGGGCUGAGCAGUUACGAUUUGACUCAAAACAUCUAAAACAACUGGAAGAACUGCGAGCAACAUCUGAAUCCACGAUCAAAGAGUUGGAACAGUUGCAAAAUGAAAAACGGAAAAUGCUCAUGGAGCAUGAAACAAUGAAGUUGAAAGAACAAGAGGAAGCAUACAGCCGUGAAUUGAAAGAGUGGAAAGGUCAGCUGAAACCCCGCAAACAGAAAUUGGAGCAGGAGUUAACUCGUGAGUUCCAUGAAAUGGAGCUGCUCGGCUUCCGAUCUGUAAACUUGAAGAAGUUAACCGGAUCACGAAGCAAUCUUAGUUCUCGUAGCAGUCCUGGUUUACUAUCCAUCCGCUCCUCCCAGUCAUCUCCUUCUUAUACCCCACUUAUGAGUCGCUUAUCAUUAAAACCUCCAAAUUCUGCAAAUAAUCCACGAUCUGCUCCUUCUUCACCAUUUUUUCUUCCUCGAGUAUCUUCUGUAAUGCGCUCACCUUCAGUACUUGUUCUCAGUGAUGACAGUGCACAGGUAUUAUAUGAAAUGUUUUUUGAAAUUCUUUUAUUUAUUUACUAUUUCUUUUCAGAGAGUUGUGCUCGCUUGGAGGAACAGUUUGCACAGCAGCUGGAGGAGCAGGAGCAGGUGUUUGGGCCAUCGCUGCCCCUUCCUGCUGACCUUCCUGAUUUACCUUCAGGACAUGACAUCUCCACCGUUGGUUCUACACGAAGUAGUUUGUCUUCCGUCUCGGAAGGAUGACCAGAGGUUCCUCGGCAGGUGCGUCCUCCACGAUCUAGGUCAUCACUUUUUUCAUAACAUCUGCAAUAAUUUCUGUUAUGUGAAGCAGUAUGUGUUGCCACAUAUUUAUUGCUUCAUGUUGGUAAGACUGGUUCCUUGAAGUAUAGAGGAUUUCCCAUUGAAGUGAUUUUGAUGGCAAUAAGGAUUGAAGUGAGUGAAUUUAAAUGAGUGCCAAAUGAUCUGUGCUUGUGUUAAUAGAAGUUCUGAAGUUUAUCUUAUUUCAAACAUAGCACUUUUAUCAGAGUUGGAAAUAUAUUGAUCCUAGAAUUUUAAGUUGUUCUGUACUUUGUUGUUUUCUAAUAAUUACGUGUCUCCUAUAACAUUCCAUGUAGAUACUGUGAAAAAAUGAUUUCAACUUCAAACCUAGAAAGUUAGUUAUCGAAUUAAUUGCUUUCAUUUGUAGUGUUGCUACCUGUCAACUUAGUGUUAACAUUCUACUUGCAACAUUUCUGUAGCAAAUAAUUUAUCUCUUUUUUUUUUUUUUUUUCCUCAUGGGAUGAAAAGGUUUUUGGUACAGUUGGCAUAUGUACUUUUGACUAUCUUUACUGUUUGUUUUGAUUGAAAUAUUUACUGCUCAAAAUUUUAGCUUCCCUGCUGUAGAUUGGACUGGAUUUUACUCAUAUUUGUGUAUGAAGUCAGUAACUUGAAUCCACUAUUCGCCAGCUUCAAAACAACCUUUGAUAACAUUUCCACUUGUGUAAAAAAAGAAAAAAAAAAGGAGGCUUUUGAUGCAGAAAUUUGUGUUAGAAAGCUAUCAGCUUUUAGAUAAAUUAAAUUUAAUUGCUUGCAAAUAUUUAUUGAAACUUCUUGUGAAUUCAACUUCAAUAAUUUAAACGUUAGUAAACUUCAUAUUUUCUUCAUAAUAAUGAACCAUUCUUUGAAAUAUUGAUUAAUUUAGCAAACAGUCUGUAAUGAUAAUCUUUGUAAUUCAUGGAAUCAAUGAUUUUGAACUAUUAAUUUCUCUCCCAUAUGCAGUAUAGAAUAAUAUGCUGUUUCCCUGAAAAUAUAUUUUUGCUUGGGAUCCUUAAUGCACUAGUUUUAUUGAAAACAUUGCACUAUAAAUGAAUCCUAACAUAAAGAAGUUUCUUGUGAUAUGCAGAUGAAGACAUAUACUUGUCUGCAUUAUCUGUGAUGUAGAAUAUUCCUACAGUGUGCGUUAUUCUACUGUGGGAUUUAUAUUGCUAAUUACUAUUUUGAAGGCAGGGGUAAGGAGACAGGAGGGAGCGUAUGGACUGGAUAUUAUUUUUAUGAAGGAUUUCUGGGAAGAAUUUCAUGAAUUGGGAGGCAGUAUCUGCUGGAGCUGAAGUCUCUCCGGUGCAAUGAAAAUAAGAUUACUCCCAGGUACAAUGCAAACAUUUGAGUCCUACUCCCAGUGUAAAAUUGUAUAUUUGCUGUUACGUUAAUAUGCAUGUGCUAUCUGUUGUGAGUGUGUGUUUGCAAAUGUAAAUAUUACAUUUGAGAAGUGUGAAAUGUGUAAACUCAAAUUUCAGAUUGUACAUAUAGCUAGGUUUAUAUAUUGCUAAGGUAUGUACAUAUGUGAAUUGUUGGUAUUGGGAUGCAGGUGUUACAACCGAUUCUUGAAUAAGUCUGAAUGACUAUUUGAAAAGUUAAGUCUCCCAAGUUGCUCAGUAAUCACAUUAAUAAAAAUGAUGUGUUUUAUGUGGCUUUUCCCAACUAAUCUUAUUUUGUAUCUUAUUGAGAAAGCAGACAGUGUUGGUAAUUUGCACUUAUUAGCAAAGUAAUAUGGUCAGUAUUGUACGGUUAUGCUUUAUGGAUUUUGUAAGUUACUUGAAUAGAGGUGUCAGUAGAUUGAAUCAUAUUCAGAGAUGGCUUGUGUGGCGUUGGCUUAUUGCAGUGGCACUGUUCAGAUUGAGGCACAUUGGAAAACAUCACCAAUAUUUUGAAAAUCACAACAGUUUAAUACUUUGCCUUAUGACAGUAUUGAAGUCUGUUCAUGAAAAUUUUGUACGGAAUUUAUGCUCUAAUUAUUUUAUCUUAAAAUCUAUUCAGUGCCAUUAUUUCACUUUUGAAGCAUCUCUGGAGACCAACAAUGAAGUUGUAAAUGUUUUACUUGUACCUUUGUUAUUUUCUGUUUAUUAAUUUGUACAAAACUGUGUUUUUUGCUUGUUAUAUCGAAACAAAUCUGUCCAAAGUAUAGCUGUGAACUGACACCAUAUGAAAUUUCAUUAUCGCAAGUUCCAGGUGUGGCAGGUAUGCCCACUGCCUUACACAUUUUGUGUACCUUUUGGUGCCACAUUCAGCAUUUUGCAAGAAUGCAUAUAAAAUUGUAUUAUAAUAGCCACUAAUGUGGUAAAUUAUUGGACUACAAAACUGCAUAAAUCACAGUUAUGUUACUUUCUGUUAUUUGACACAAACUUCAUGUAGUUUGUAAUUCCAGUCAUUAUUAAUAAAAUUUAACUAAAUAUUCUAUGAGC
This is a messenger RNA of Gryllus bimaculatus (two-spotted cricket), 7834 nucleotides long. The record is from the annotation of a GenBank genome assembly. NCBI's taxonomy places the organism in Eukaryota, Metazoa, Arthropoda, Insecta, Orthoptera, Gryllidae.